Molecule: messenger RNA, 1091 nt
Organism: Dreissena polymorpha
Lineage: Eukaryota; Metazoa; Mollusca; Bivalvia; Myida; Dreissenidae
Exons: 2
Coding region: 1-750 (249 amino acids)
Source: RefSeq, a predicted model, not a curated record
AUGUACUGGGCCGCCAUCGUCUGGGUCGUCAUCUACUGGGUCGCCAUCGUCUUGGCCGUCAUCUACUGGGUCGCCAUCGUCUGGGCCGUCAUCUACUGGGCCGCCAUCGUCUGGGCCGUCAUCUAUGGUCCGCCAUCAGCUGGGCCGCCAUCUAGUGCGCCGCCAUCGUCUGGGUCGUCAUCUACUGGGUCGCCAUCGUCUUGGCCGUCAUCUACUGGGUCGCCAUUGUCUGGGCCGUCAGCUACUCGGCCGCCAUCGUCUGGGCCGCCAUCAUCUACUGGGCCGCCACCGUCUGGGCCGCCAUCGUCUUGGCCGCCAUCGUUUUGGCCGUCAUUGUCUGGGCUGUCAUCGUCUUGGCCGCCACCGUUUGGGCCGCCAUCGUUUGGGCCGUCAUUGUCUGGGCCGCCAUCGUCUUGGCCGCCACCGUCUGUGCCGCCAUCGUCUGGGCCGUCAUCUACUGGGCUGCCAUCGUCUGGAUCGUCAUCUACUGGGCCGCCAUUGUCUGGGCCGUCUUCUACUGGGCCGCCAUCAUCUGAGCCGUCAUCUACUGGGCCGCCAUCAUCUGAUCCGUCAUCGUCUGGGCCGCCAUCGUCUGGGCCGAUAUCAUCUACUGGGCCGCCAUCGUCUGGGCCGCCAUCGACUUGGCCGCCAUCGUUUGGGCCGUCAUUGUCUGGGCCGACAUGUAUGUUGACUUUCCUUCCCGCAUUCAAUUAUAUUAAAGACAGAUUCAAUACCAGAACAUCACAUUGAGCAGGAAUCUGAAAGUAUAGGCUAUUAUUCUGUCAGUGAUCGGGUAUGUGUUGACUGCCACACUCACACACAGAGCAUGCAGUGCAGGAGGUGAUGCUGUGGGUUGUUUGUCUUCUGUUAGAAGUAUGGGUCAACACAAAGAAUCAACACUUUGUCAAGUUUCAUCCAUCAACAGAUUCUUAUAUCGUUUAACUACAAUUUAACCUCUGGUAUGUAACUCUGCUGUGUUGAAAUAACUAAUCAACAUAAACCAAUUGAAGAUGGAAGUGGUUUGAUUUUUGGUCAGUGCAUCAUCGUGAAUGAAGAAGUCAGCGCCUGUUGCACUAUCAAAUAUAUAUAUA